Heterobilharzia americana is the source of this 3017-nucleotide messenger RNA. The record is from the annotation of a GenBank genome assembly. Lineage: Eukaryota; Metazoa; Platyhelminthes; Trematoda; Strigeidida; Schistosomatidae.
AUUCGACAUAAUUUUUAUGAAUACCUAAUAUGGUGAUGAUGUACUGAUGCUACUGUGCUCGCAAAGUUUUCCCAUGUUGCUCUCUGUAGUCUCGAACAUCAUAUCAUGGAAUAUAAUCGGCAAUGAGAUGAUUCACUUUUGCGUACUGAAGUCCAACAAUAAGGACAACUUACCUUUCCGUUUCAUAGAGGUUGAAAAGUCAGUGAGGGUAAAGGUCAAGCAAGACACGUUUGCUCAGUGUUAGCCUCGGAGUCAAAUUGCUUGAGAAUGUGGCCCGAAAUAGGCAGUAAAUCUCAUCCAAGGCUAAAUACUGGCACGAGUUCGAUAACCAACAAGUACUAUGAGGGAGAGUCGAAAAGUCUUCUGAAGAAAGGGAUGGCAUGUGUACAUAAGACAUGAAUGAAGUUAAUCUUCUCUUUCCCCUUGACUGUUUCCUCAGCCAUUUCGAAAACGCCCGAUCAUUUAGUGUCAAAGUUGUGUCGCAUAGUGCUUAGUUUCACAGCUUGGUCCUUCCUAGUGUCGAAAUUAUUAAUGAUUAGAUUAGUAUGGAUGAUGCACGCUAACACUUUACAACCGUAGGCAAUACAGUUUGGUGAUGAAAAAAAUCGUUUGACAUCUGCUGUCUCUAAGAUGCACACACAAAUGCGAAACGAUCCUCUGGUGCGUAUGCGGCCUUUGAUAAAUAUAAACUUCAUUCAAUACAAUGAAAUUGUUUAUAUACCGAACUAUAAACUAAUUAUUAGGAUUGUAGUAUGUUCAUUGCAAAAGUCUAAUACAGUUCAUUGAUUGAUCACUGGAGCGUAACCAACUUCAUGUUGUCUAGUCCUAUGUACUGACCGAAUUCUACCGAUCAUUUUGCAGUGUGGCCACCCGACUAGGCCUUGCUGACGAGUGCCACUAGUGCACGAAGCCUAAGUCCAAGGUUUCCUGCCGAUUGCCUCCAUCCAACUAACAUCUAAUACAAUUCACUUCUUCUUUGCUGAAUUGCAAGAUACCGAAUGUCUUAUGGCCUUCAAAAUGUGCCCAAGUUGAUUACUAGGGCAAAUAACUGUAAAUACUGAGAUUUACUGUUGUUACUUUUUGUCAUUUGCUGCUAUACGUCAUUACUCAAGUGACUGAAAUGUUCUUUAUAAGAAACUACGCUAUAUAAAUAUAAAUAUUUGGAUGGGUAGUAUACUGAUCAGUAGAUUUCUCCAGAGAAAAGAGUAACUAACGAUGAUUCACAAUGUAAAUGUAACCCAUCCUAUUUUGUAUUCUGCAACUGAAUUCGUCCCCAUUCCAAUAAAUAUUGUUAAUCUUAUUGGGAGCAGAAGCAUAUACUCACUGACACAACACUCAGGGUAUUGAUGACUGAAUACUUCCCCUUCCAUUGUUCUGUAUAGAACACGGCUGCACCUUUAUGCUACUUGUCAACCAUUGUUAGAAUUUUUUAAAAACGUUUUUCUAAUUGCAAUUUUCACAUGCCACUGUUCAAUUAUGCAUUUCAUUUGAUACUAACCAUUAUUACCUGUGGUAUCCACUAAAUUAAACUCAACGUGACAUCAUCUCACGUGAGGACGACCAUAUGUAAAGAAAUACUGCACUAUUUCAUGGCAUACACAUGGAAAAUUACAGGCACAUAUACCGACUGACUACGUUAUUGGCCAAUCAAGUCACAAGGAUGAAUAUAUAGUAGGUUGUUUAAAGUAUUGAUUUUUGUGUGUGCUCUAAUGCAUCCGGCAUCUUUUGAUUAUUUUAUCAUAAGUAUGAUAUUGCAUCCAUAAAGUAUUAGUCACAGUCUAUGAUGAAAUCAUAUGGAAAACAAAGCAGAACAAAAUCAACAGAUUUUUGCAGAAUGAGAAAUACUAUUUUAAACAGCUGAAAUGUCAUUCAACAACUGUUGAAGCAUGUGCCAUAUGAUAAAGUUUCAAGUCUACAGCUGAAUAUGCACUUCUUCUAGUAACAUGCGUUCAAUUUUAAACUUCUGAGUUUGUUUUUUAUACAUUGAUAUGUAAACCCCAGAAGUGUCAGUUGUAAUGCAAACUAUCAUCAACUACAAUCAAUUCAGGUGUUUACGAAAUAUACAAUCAAUGGUCUCCUAUGGAAGUUAAAAUAUUCAGAUGACAUAAUGCUUUCUGCUGGAUAUCACAAUUGGUAUCAAGAUUUGCAAACAUGAAGUUUCUCUAUCACUCCUACUGAUCUGCGUGCCUGCUAGUCAGACCAAGGUGAUCUAUCGUCAACUAUAUGGCGUAUUCCCUAAAGUAACUAUGACUCGUACAGAAGACGCUCUGCUUGCAAUUCGUGAUCCCAAUCCAUGCAUCGAUGGUCGGAAAGCAAAUGUGAACCUGGCAGUACUUGGAGCUAAACCUCGUCUUUUACCUGGAACCAACACUGCGAUGCCGGCUUUCUUCCCUCUUCAAACUGGGUUGCCAAUAGAUGCAAGUCAUGCAGGUCUUUACAACAAUUCUGCUGCAGCCGUUACCAACUCUCUGAUGAACCCCUUAAUGAAUCCAGGUCUGCUGACAGGUUUCAAUGUACCGAGUCCUGCUGGACUGUCACCAGGUAUAGGUGGACUUUUACAGACGCCAACUAAUCAUAACGUCUCAACGAUAUCUGAUCCCUCAACUGAUAAUCGAUUACAUGCACAGCUUUCUUUGAAUCCACUUGCAAGUUUGAACUAUCUACUCAACUAUUCAAAUGCAACUGGUAAUUCUUCAUCGAUUACAGCUGCUGCAGCUCUAGCGGGAACGGGCAAUACAAAUCAAACAGGUAUUUCACCCGCUGCACUAGCUCUUCUAAUGUCCACAUAUGGACAGGGUACAGGUGGCUUAAACACUGCUCUACCGACAAACAAUUCAUUUAUUGGGAUGGCACCUGGCAGUCAACCGUCUUUGAAUGCGACUAGUUUGUCUACAACAAGUCUAUUGAAUUUGAACUCAACCACUCCUAACACAUCAAGUUUAAAUGCAUUGACGGGAAGUUCGGCUGUACCCCAUUCUGCAGAACAUUCACUCCAGAGGUUUCAGCGAAUGAACUGA